Messenger RNA from Dermochelys coriacea (leatherback sea turtle), 3508 nucleotides. Its product is annotated as hydroxyacylglutathione hydrolase-like protein. The transcript is spliced from 9 exons. Bases 171 to 1019 code for a protein of 282 amino acids. Gene Ontology annotation, molecular function: hydroxyacylglutathione hydrolase activity. The record is from RefSeq and is a predicted model, not a curated record. NCBI's taxonomy places the organism in Eukaryota, Metazoa, Chordata, Testudines, Dermochelyidae.
CUGAGGUUUCUUCUUCUCUCCACGGCCCACAGUGAACUGGAAAUAAUUUAAGACCUUCCCUCUCCUCCCCACACAAUUUCUUUGCUGCCCACUGCCAGGCCCACCCAGUGUAGCGGGAAGGAAUUGGGCUACGGGGCUCAGCUCACGUGUAGCUUCACAACCCUGGGACUAUGAAGGUCAAAGUUAUUUCAGUCUUGGAAGAUAACUACAUGUACUUGGUCAUUGAAGAAAAUACCAAGGAAGCUGUUGUAGUGGAUGCGGCUGUUCCCAAGAGGUUACUAGAAAUUGUCAGAAAAGAAGGCGUUACACUUAAAGCAAUUCUUACCACCCAUCACCAUUGGGACCACGCCCGAGGAAAUGAAGAACUGGCCAAGGUGUAUCCAGAGCUGCAGGUGUAUGGAGCAGAUGAGCGGAUUGGAGCCUUGACGCACAAGGUGACUCACAACGAGGAGUUAAAGUUCGGGGAUAUUAACGUGAGGUGCCUGUUCACGCCGUGCCAUACAUCAGGCCACGUGUGUUAUUUCAUGUGGGAAGAGAACUCCGCAGAUGCUCCAGCUGUCUUUUCAGGUGACACCUUGUUCAUUGGUGGCUGUGGGAAGUUCUUCGAAGGGACGGCCGAGCAGAUGUACAGGAACCUGACUGAAAUCCUGGGUGCUUUGCCGAAGGACACUAAAGUGUUCUGUGGGCACGAGUACACAGUGAGGAACCUCAAGUUUGCUUUGAAAGUGGAACCGGAGAAUGAGAUUGUGAAAAAGAAACUCGCUUGGGCAAAACUCCGAGACGACGAGGACUUGCCCACAGUGCCCUCCACUCUGCAGGAGGAGUUCCACUACAACCCCUUCCUGCGGGUCUCGGAAGAAUCAGUGCAGAAAUUCACGGGCAAGACAGAUCCGGUGGAUGUGCUGCGAGCUCUCCGCACAGAGAAGGAUAACUUCAAGAAGCCCAAAGAGAGGCUGACCCCUCAAGCCAUGCUGGCAUUCGAGUGGGGUCUCUUCAGCCCCUUAAUGGAGAAGAAGUGAAAUGCAGCCGGGUUUGUCUGAUCGUUUAUUUUGUACCAAUAUAUUAAUGCAACCAAGGCCACAGUGAGGGCAAAGUCUUUUACCAAAAUGCAGUAUCCUGAUCGUCGUAGUGGGGGAGGCCUGUUAGGCCAGUCUGUCUCCCAGCUGGGCAAGGACUGUUCCCUGUAGCACAUUGUGUAGGGCUCUGUCCUGUCUGGCUUUAAAUGACUCGGCCACUGAAGCUUCCUUUAUUGCAUGGGCCUCACAGCUGGGAAUUGGGGCUUGUAAUUCAGCUUAUUUUUUUUUCUUUACUCCUUUUGAUCUCCUCACUUCUAGUUGUAUGAAUCACCCUAAGCAAGUCCUCUCUCUCCUUACACCCCUCUGCGAAUGGUCUGAUUUUCUGAGCCCUGCCUCUUAAAAGGGGUGAUGAAGAACCAGGUUCUUUUUUGUACCUGGAAGUAAACUAUGGGCUUCUGGAAAACGGGGAAAUCUGAACGUAAGGGUUCGAAGUGGAAGAGUUCUGCCCAGAGCAAUUCCUGUUUUUUAAAAGGCAAAACAAGAUAUUUUGGGGACAUCUAAAACUUUUAAUUCUUCUAGUAAUUACUGGAGAAGGGGCUGCUCUCUGAAUGGAACGAAACUAUUCUGUGUACGAAUGUAGCAUUAGAAAAAACUUUUAUUUUGCACUAAGCCAGGACUGGCCUUGUCAACAGUGACUCUCACAAAUGAUAACUGAGAAACUUGAAAGUGCUGAUUUCUGUGCCGAACUCUCCCUAAAGACAAUUGUCUCCAGAAAAUCAAAACAGGCAGUGAAUGGGCCCCUUGUAGUAUGAUCUGGUGAUGCAUGUAUAUUGAGUAUAUAAAGCAGUGCAUCUUUUCGAGGAGCCGACACUGGUCCCCUGCAACCUUGACAGGUUGGAAAGGUUUCAUGUAAUAGAAUUAUAGUGUAUUAGGCAAAAAUUUACCAUGCUGUGAUUAAGCAAGCUGAAACCAGCAGCAGGGUAAUUGGAGCGGAAUUGUCUUUUCGCUUAAUAUUCAGGAAGAUCUUUAUUAAAAAGCAGGGUUUUUUUUUAACGCUGCUUUUGACAAUCCCAAAUCAAAAUGGGAUAGCAGGAUUUGAAAAACAAUUACUAGGAACACAGCAUGGGCUUCUGAACAGAUUAACCCCCAAAAAUGCUUUAAAGUGGAGCUCAGGCUUGUGGUCCUUCAAAGCAAGACUUUGCUGGGAGUUGCUUGUGCAGAAAGCCUGAUGGAUCACCUCCCUUAGUCUCCCAGUUUGAAAAUAUGCUUAUACGCUCCCUUUACCAGCAGAGGCAGAUUAAGGAACCACAAUUAAAAGCCUGUGCAGGUUUAUGCAAUUGACUAGGGGAUUACUCACAAGCACAUCCAUGUCUGCAGCAUCAGGGCCUUGGGUCAGUAAGCAGCAUCUGUUUUGCUGCUUUUCUCCCACUAUAGAACAUGAAAGAUUCUUCCCCUCCCACAUGUACGUUUAACAUAGUGGAAAGGGGAAGAACUUGUGUUUGCAUCACUGUUCUAUAAAAAAAUUAGUCAGCCUUCCAAUUUUAGUUUAACAAUCUGAAAAGUGUGUGUAGUACUUAAACUGCUCCGGUGCCUUGCAAACUUAUUACAAUAUUUAGAAUUAAGUGUUGUCUCCUCUAAAAGAAAAUCUAUAGUAGCUCUGUAAACAGCUGUGAAAAUCCACGACUUGAUUAGAGGGAGCAAGUUGCUCUAUUUCAGGAUUCCAUAGCAGGCCUCCUUCUCCACUACCUUGAGUUACUGUUUACACCAAAGUGAAAAAGUUGGUUAAACACUAUUCUGUUAAAAUGGCAGUGAUUUUACACCUACUUCACAGAGGUGAAUGAGAACACAAAGGAAGGCAGAUUGGGCCCACUAAAACGUCUUACUAUAACACACAGCUUUGAUUAAACUUGAUAGUUCUUAGCACUGGAUUAUAGUUGACCUGAUUUUUCUUUUAUGUACUGUGAGUGUUUUUUUAAAUAAAACGAUAUAAUUGUCUCCAUACUAGGUUUGCACAGUACAACUUGUGUGUAGACCUGACCAUGGUGUAACACUUUGAUGCUAACCACCACUGAUAUACAGCUCUUGUAAAUGGGUAGCAAAACAGAAUGCAGAUUACUAAUGGGUUAAUUUUACAGUGCAAUAGCUAAUUAGCAUUUCAUUUGCAUAUGCCUAAUGAGGACUGCACAUUUUAACCAAACUGAACUUGGGUCUUUUGCACUUUAGUUCAAAGUUAUAGCGCUUGUGUACUAAACUUAGAAUUGCAUCACUUAACAAUAGAAUUCAUGUGUCUUGCUGCUGUUAAAACUUACAGGUUUUAUGCAAUACUAUAUGUAAAACUAUGCAGGAGAAGGUAUUCACUGAAACUAGCCCCCUCCUUGCAAAACAGGAGAGAAAAGCAACAUGAGUCUUGCCAGAUGAGCAGAGUGUACUUAAUACUAGAUUGUAAUGACAACUUUAAAUAAAGCUUUGAUUUUUUUUUUUUUAGACUUUGA